Lampris incognitus (smalleye Pacific opah) is the source of this 3486-nucleotide messenger RNA. It is a transcript of the gene agap1, whose product is annotated as ArfGAP with GTPase domain, ankyrin repeat and PH domain 1. Gene Ontology annotation, cellular component: nucleus. Bases 907 to 3048 code for a protein of 713 amino acids. The transcript is spliced from 15 exons. NCBI's taxonomy places the organism in Eukaryota, Metazoa, Chordata, Actinopteri, Lampriformes, Lampridae. Gene Ontology annotation, molecular function: protein binding; GTPase activator activity. The record is from RefSeq and is a predicted model, not a curated record.
UAGGAUAUCUUUUGUUUUUGACCUCCGGGCCGACUUCGGGGAAAAGGUGGAAAUACCGCCGCCGUCCAAAUCGGGUUCUGACCCAAAUCCGGACCGUGGGCGGUCAGUAAUGCGCCGGGUCCUGCGCUCGACACGACAACGGAGCGAACAGGCGUCCCAGCCAGCGCCGUCCGCUAACUGUGGAACCCGCCGCCCGCCGCCUGCUGCCCACUGCCGCCCGCCGCCGCUGCUCGGAGUUCGGCUUUGCUGACUAGUUGAUUCUCCUCCCCGCAGCGAGCCGUUCCCCGGGCGUUUCCUGGGGGGAAAAAAGAGGAUUUUUCUCCGCUUGAGAAUUUUUUUAAUUUUUUAAUUUUUUGCGUUUAGUUUUGCGCUCCUCGGCUGGCAAAGCGCAGCUCGUUAGCAUAAACCAACUAGCCGCCUGGGCGCGCGGAGGCCUUUUUAUUUAUAAAACCUGCGUUUCUGCUCGACAACCUGCUCGCAAACAUGGCCCCGGCCCACAACGGCGCCUUAGUCGUGUUGACCCGAAUCUGAAACGGACGCCGUUCGGUCGCGUCAGGCUCCUGUUUUGGUUUUUUGUAUUUUGUUUUAGGAUAUGGGGAAGCGGUGUCCCGGCCGGCCGCACAUCUGUCGCUCCUUCUGGGUCGGGAAGCCGGAGACGUCGGCGCGUUUAUCGGGAAACAGCUGCGACCUUUCCGGGGCUGUAGCGUCACCCUAACACCGCUGGUGUCCCCCCGCACCCCCGGCACCCCCCCCCGGCAUCCACUUCUCCGGUCCGCAACAACUGCGCUUCACGGGGAAAUCCGGCAAUUCCGUGCAGGUUUCCCCUGGUCUGCUCCUUCCAUACGCGGCCGGCUUCGGAGCGCUCUUUAUUCGGGGGACUGAGCCGUGACUGAGCCGCUCCGCAGCAUGAACUACCAGCAGCACCUGGCCAACUCGGCCGCCAUCCGGGCUGAGAUCCAGAGGUUUGAAUCCGUCCACCCCAACAUCUACUCCAUCUACGAGCUGCUGGAGCGGGUGGAGGAGCCCCUGUUGCAGAACCAGAUACGGGAGCAUGUCAUCGCCAUUGAAGAUGCCUUUGUCAACAGCCAGGAGUGGACUUUGAGCCGGACAGUACCAGAACUUAAAGUGGGCAUUGUGGGUAAUUUGGCCAGCGGCAAGUCGGCGCUGGUCCACAGGUACCUGACAGGAACAUAUGUCCAGGAGGAGUCGCCGGAAGUAUCUGUCACGGACAGUGUGGUCGGUCCGUCAGCCGAAGCGCACCAGACCCCCCUCGCAUACAAACAGACCCUGCUAGUCAACAAGGAGUUUGUCAAAACUAGGAAAAAGGAGAUUAACAGGAAGUGGAGGGUGCAAGGAGACGGAGACCCAAACAUGUGUCACGCUGUGUCCUCUCAUGCUGUGUCCUCUCACACCUCCAGCUGCCUCCUCGGCAGGAGGGACUCGGACGCAAAAAUGCAGCCUAGUCGAGAGGAGCAGGACGAUGGAAGGAGAAAAGACAAGGAUCAGGAGCAACAGCAGGGCAUGCUGAUGAAGAGGAGCGGCAAGUCACUCAACAAGGAGUGGAAGAAGAAGUAUGUCACCCUGUGUGACAACGGACUGCUGACCUAUCACCCCAGCCUGCAUGAUUACAUGCAGAAUGUCCACGGCAAAGAGAUUGACCUGCUGAGGACCACCGUCAAAGUGCCAGGGAAGAGGCCGCCCAGGGCUGUGUCCACCUGCGCGGCCGUGCCCAGCCCCAAAACCAACGGCCUGGCCAAGGACAUGAGCAGCCUGCAGCUGGGACAGACGGCAGUGACCAGCAGUUCCUCGGCGUCUCAGAUGGCCAGCGGGAUCAGCCUGGUGUCCUUUAACAGCCGCGGGCUGGACGGCAUGCACCAGCGCUCCUACUCUGUCUCCAGCGCCGACCAGUGGACAGAUGCCACCGUCAUCGCCAACUCGGGAGUCAGCACAGACACAGGCCUGGGCGACUCAGUGUGCUCCAGCCCAAGUAUCUCCAGCACCACCAGCCCCAAGAUAGAGCCCCCGCCUUCGCCGCAUGCCAACCGCAAGAAGCACCGGCGGAAGAAGAGCACCAGCAACUUCAAAGCCGACGGCCUCUCUGGUACUGCUGAAGAACAAGAGGAGAACUUUGAGUUCAUCAUCGUCUCGCUGACGGGUCAGACGUGGCACUUCGAGGCCAUCUCGUACGAGGAACGCGACGCCUGGGUCCAGGCGAUCGAAAGCCAGAUCUUAGCCAGCCUGCAGUCCUGUGAGAGCAGCAAGAACAAGUCUCGGCUGACCAGCCAAUCAGAAGCCUUGGCCCUGCAGUCAGUCCGGAGCAUACGAGGGAACUCCCGCUGCGCCGACUGUGAAGCUCAGAACCCAGAUUGGGCAAGCCUCAACCUCGGGGCCCUGAUCUGCAUCGAGUGCUCUGGGAUCCAUCGGAACUUGGGUACCCAUCUCUCCCGGGUCCGCUCCUUGGACCUUGAUGAGUGGCCCCUGGAGCUCAUCAAGGUUAUGUCAGCCAUUGGAAACGAGCUGGCCAACAGCGUUUGGGAGGCCAACACCCAGGGUCGCCCCAAACCUGCUCCUGACGCCAGCCGGGAGGAGCGUGAGCGCUGGAUCCGGGCGAAGUACGAGCAGCGUCUCUUCCUGGCCUCGGUGUCGUGUUUGGACCUCUCUCUGGGCCAGCAGCUCCUGAGGGCCACUGCCGAUGAGGACCUGCGCUCCGUGGUGCUGCUGCUGGCCCACGGCUCUCGCCAGCAGGUUAACGAGACGUGCGGCGAGGGCGACAGCCGCACAGCACUCCACCUGGCCUGCCGCAAGGGUAACGUGGUCAUCACCCAACUCCUCAUCUGGUACGGCGUGGACCUGAUGGCGAGGGACGCCCACGGCAACAGCGCCAUGGCGUAUGCACGGCAGGCCAACAGCCAGGAGUGUGUGGACACGUUGGCGCAGUACGGCUGCCCCGACGAGCGUUACCCGCUCAUGGCCACGCCCAACCUGUCGCGACGCAACACCAACCGAAACAACAGCUGCAGCAGCACCGGGAGCGCUGCUCUCAUAUGAGCCCUCACCUCGCCACAUCGCCCCCUAGUUAGGACUUCUAGUACUUCACCAGGAAAACCUUCUCCUGGAAAAAUAAAUCUUCACGGAUUAAAAAGAAAGACACAGAAAAAUACCAGGAAAUCAGUGUGAAUCUUUGUCAAAAAGAAUUCAUCUGGGAGAUUUCUGACAGAGUCAUUAUUUGGGAACCACUACUUGUGCACGCCUGUUAGAAAUGUAGAUCCCCAGAAACACACACAUAUACACGCAAGGAAGCAUCUGCUUGUCAUAUCAUGAAAAAAUAUCUUAAUGGGGGUACUCCCUCCCACUGUCUGGCGUCUCAUAAGGCUGUAGCAUCUAUAAAGAUCCCCCAAAGCAUGCUGGGUAAUGUCCUAAUCACCUGACCUGGAACAGUCACUUUACAAUUCCCAGUUCUACAAUUACCUGUUCCACAAUCUUAUU